AUGAAACUCUUGAGAAGUCUAACCAUAGCUGGGGUCUAUGCGGGCUGGCCGCAGAAGUUUGAGAAUAUCAAGGAAGAGGAUGAAACAAAAGCAUCGACUCUAUCUGACUUCUGCACCGAGGAAAUCAUUCGAGUCAGGGACGCUCAUCCCGUAGAAAAUGGUUUUUGGGAAUGCUCAGGUCUCAAUGAAAGCGUCAGUAAAAUGAUUUGCAAGGCCAAAUGCAAUCUUGGAAAUCUGAACAAAAAGGGAGCAGAAAUCCGCGUCAAAUGCAAGAACAGCCCGAGUCUCCAAUUCAAAAAAUUCAACGAAAAUGACGAGCUCAAAUGCGAAAUAGCACCAAACUCGUGCGAGGGGCCGAUUUCAGAGCUUGAUAUUAUCAAAGGAAGAUUGGAACUUGUCUCUUCAAGUGCUAGAAAGGGCGACAAAUACGAUUUGAUCUGUGAUACUGGCGCGGUUGUCGGAUCGGUAAAAUGCACAAAUGGAAAGGUUUCUUCGAAAAUACCCGAUUUCGAGAGCGCUUGCGAUCGGUUCGUUUGCGAUCCAGCUGAUGCCCUUGACGAGUUUCCGAUCGGCCUUGGUGUUUGGAACUGCAAAUCGAAGAAAGGCAAACUCACAUGCAAAGCUGAAUGCGGAAUGUCACCGAGAAAUGACAAUAUUCGAUUUGAAAUCAAAUGCGACAUUUCUGGCUGGUACAUUCACAAGAAACCUGAAUUUUCUGAUGAUGUCUGCCCGUCUGAGGAACCCACGGAAGAACCUGUAACUUAUCCUACUCCAGAUGGUUUUGAGCCAAUCGUAGAUACGAUUCAAUCAGGCCUACAGCUCUGUUCGAGCGAAGAUAAUUUUCCGGGCGCGAGCUCUAGAAAUGUCGAAGCAAGCAAGAUUGUCGGCGGAAUCGAUGCUGACAACAAUGCCUGGCCCUUUAUCGUCCGAUUCAGCAUCACCGUUCGGAAUAAUCCAUCGCGUUACACCUGCGGAGGAGUAGUUGUUCAUAACCACUGGGUACUCACAGCCGGUCAUUGCUGCCAGAACAACGUCAAUGGGAUGCAAGCAACCUUUGGCGAUCGAUUGAAAAACGAUCCUGACAGUAAUGAAUACACUCUUGACGCGGCAGACUGGUUCCGUCAUCCACUUUGGGGCGAUGCCAGUGAUGGAACUGGGGGAAACCAAGAUUGGUGCAUGGUCAAAUUCAACGAAGACAUCAUCGCAAAUGACCCAGAUGGUCUUGUCGGCAUCCCAUGUCUGCCAGACGUGAAUCCGAUCCCUUCACAACAUGGCAAAGCUUGUUGGCUCGCUGGUUGGGGAAGGACUGAAGAUGGCCAGUUGGCGAAUGUUCUUCAAUCGACGGGAAUCAACGUUCUCGACCAUGAAUAUUGCAUCGAAAAAGGCAAUAAAGAAUUCCUGGAAGUCGAUGAUAUCUGCGCAGCCGUUCCAGAUAUGGACAAUGAUGGAGAUGUUGAUGGAGGAAAAGAUUCUUGCUCAGGUGAUUCUGGAGGACCUCUUAUUUGCCCCAUCGACGGAAAAGCUAUGAUCAUCGGUACAGUUUCAAGGGCAGUUGGCUGCGCCUUGGAAGGCUUCCCUGGUCUCAAUACAAGCACAUUCAUUGGCAGAAAUUGGAUGAGAAAUAUCAUCAUUAAUAACUCAUAA
Messenger RNA from Oikopleura dioica, 1644 nucleotides. The record is from the annotation of a GenBank genome assembly. Lineage: Eukaryota; Metazoa; Chordata; Appendicularia; Copelata; Oikopleuridae.